GUCCGCAGAGCUGUAUGGGAACCCGCGGCCUCUUGGCAAACUACACGCAUUCCAAUCUGGCGACGCCGCCCUGAGGCGCGCACUGGCGUAAACACGGAUAGAAGCGAGAGAAACGCCGAGAGUCCCGGUGACACAUCACAUCUUUCGGAUUCCCACAGACUGCGGGUCAGCUACACGGCUCCGGCCGUGUGUCAGAGACACAGGGGUCCGGUUUCUAGACCUCGUGCUAAAAUUAGGGUGGCUUUGAGUCUGACGCAAGACAACUUUGUAGCAGCGGGGAACAAGGAUCCAUGGAAACGCGCCCAACACAUUCACUGCUAUUGAUGACAGAGUGUAUUUUUGGACUGUGUUGUCAUCAUUCGGUAACAACGAGGCCAAAGGCGUAUUGUAUAAAGGGAGGACGUUGAAAAUGCACUUGUACAGCAGCGCGUUAACACACUACCCAGGCUCCUCUCGAAAAGUUUCCGUAACUCUCACCAGUGUCGCCAAUAACGCAACAGCGACCAGUUCAAGUUAUUUGAAGGCAGUCGGAAACGCCGUUGUCGGAAACGCCGUUAACGGAAGCGAUAGAGAAGAGCACACGGAGUAUUCGUCUGGAGGAGAACAGACUGACGCGAACAUGCCUGCCUUUUCUUGUUACGAGGCCACUUCGAUGAGGCCGGUUUUUUACACUUCUACCGCGGAGAUUAUCAUCACGCGACCGGAUGGUGUGGAGAGGUCUGUGCCCGUUCACGUUGUGAACGAACCGCGCACAAGCCGCAGAGCUCUGGAAACGCACUUCAACCGGGUGUCCUACGCACUCAACGGAGAUGAACAUCACCAAUCUGUUUCCCCAUUGGAUUUUGUUCAUAGAAGAGAUGUUUUUGAGGAUGAGGAUGACGAGAGAAGUGAGAGAAAUUCAAUUCAAUACGAUAGGUUUUUUGAUGAUGGCAGUUACAGAGUUUGUGAGAAGAGACGCGAGCCAUGUUUGCAAAAUAAUGCCACGCCCUCCAAAACUUUUGAAGCUGUCCAGAAGACCUCACCGAAUUUAUAUGAAGAUCUUAAAGACCCCAAAAGACAGGAGAGCAUUGAAGACGACAACCCAAUGUUCGAGCUGCGCAUCCUUCAGGAACCCAACAAAAGUGAGGUCGACCACAAGGUUACCCGUUACCUGGCUGAAGUGGAGAAACAGAACAAAUACCUUCAUGACAGGCAGAAAUACCGCUUUCACAUCAUCCCAGAUGGGAACUGCCUGUACCGGGCCAUUUCAAAGGCGGCUUAUGGGGACCAGUCAAUGCACAAGGAGCUGAGAGAGCAAACCAUGCACCACAUUGCCGAUCAUCUGGAGGAGUUCAACCCCAUCAUCGAAGGAGACGUUGGGGAGUUUCUCAUAAAUGCGGCGCAAGAUGGUGCAUGGGCCGGCUAUCCUGAGCUGUUAGCCAUGAGUCAGAUGUUGAAUGUGAAUAUCUACUUGACCACUGGAGGUAGCGUGGAAAGCCCGACAGUAUCGACCAUGGUGCACUACUUGGGUGAAGAGGACUCAUCUAAACCAGCCGUAUGGUUGAGCUGGCUCAGUAAUGGUCAUUAUGAUGUGCUGCUGGACAGCUGUCAGCCCAACCCAGAGUAUGACGACUGGUGCCGUCACACCCAAGUACAGCGCAAAAGGGAUGAGGAGUUGGCCAAGUCCAUGGCAGCAUCCCUGUCCAAGAUGUACAUUGAGCAGAACGGCCUGCACUGAUACAGAUAGAGUCCAUCGCAGAAUGUACCUGGAAUACUGUAACUCAUUCUGAUGUUUCCAAAAGGAUUGCACUUUACUUACUCCUGUGAUUAUUAAAUGUUGCCUUAAUUUAUGACAUUUCUGUUCUUGUGUGUCUUCAUUUUUCCAUAAAUGUGUUGAAGUGCAGUGCACAAGAUGAUUUGUGGUGUGAUACGUAAAAUAAGGACUCUUUGAGUUUGAGCGAAUGUUUUUUAGCCUCAAUUACAUGUUGUCUACAAGAUUUUAAGGCUUGUAUGUAUACAUAUUUUCUGUAUAUUGUUUUGUAAUCUGUUGUCCAGAACUUUUGAAUGGAAUGUUGCACUUACACAAACAUUUCCAGCAGUUCUUAUCAAUGAUUGUGUGUGUGUGUGUGUGUGUGUGUGUGUGUGUGUGUGUGUUUUCUUCUAGUACUUCAUCUGCACAGUUGUGUUAUACACUUAAACUGAUGGUUCUCUCAUGUUUAAGUGCCUGAAAUCUAUUUUUGCAAAUAUGUAUUUUUGAAUAAAUUCUUUAAAGCAA
Messenger RNA from Danio aesculapii, 2254 nucleotides. RefSeq names its product OTU domain-containing protein 1. The coding region runs from base 410 to 1717 and encodes 435 amino acids. The record is from RefSeq and is a predicted model, not a curated record. Gene Ontology annotation, molecular function: cysteine-type deubiquitinase activity. Lineage: Eukaryota; Metazoa; Chordata; Actinopteri; Cypriniformes; Danionidae. The transcript has a single exon. Gene Ontology annotation, biological process: protein deubiquitination.